Messenger RNA from Planococcus citri (citrus mealybug), 1849 nucleotides. RefSeq names its product facilitated trehalose transporter Tret1-like. The record is from RefSeq and is a predicted model, not a curated record. Gene Ontology annotation, cellular component: membrane. Gene Ontology annotation, biological process: transmembrane transport. Bases 187 to 1590 code for a protein of 467 amino acids. Gene Ontology annotation, molecular function: transmembrane transporter activity. The transcript is spliced from 4 exons. Lineage: Eukaryota; Metazoa; Arthropoda; Insecta; Hemiptera; Pseudococcidae.
UCUUUUCGUCUACUGUCACUUCGCAUCUAAUAAUAGAACAGAUCAGUUCGGAAGUGAAACGUGUCGGACCAAGUUUUUUAAAACAAUAGUUAGGUACCUACUUACAAGUGAAUUUUUCGGUGAUUUUUCUCAACAUAAGAGAUUACUUAUACCUACAUAAUCGUUUGUGCUCUUGAUGAAAAUGUUAUGCUGCAAACAACGAUGUCAAGCAGCGUGCUCAAAGAAGUGAGUUACACUCUCAUUGUUUCUCAAGUUUUGUUGGCUGUUGGUUAUGGAAGAGGAUACGUUGCUUUUCUAUUUCAUCAACUGGAUCUUCCUGGUUCUCAGAUCAUUCUGGAUGAUGAACAAAAGUCUAGAAUUGCUGGUUCAAUAGGAAUUUUAUCUCCCUUUGGAUGCAUUCUAUCUGGAACUUUGAUGGAUAUUUUUGGUCGAAAAUUAUACUUUUUUGUUACCUUCAUACCUCAAAUAAUUUCAUGGGUCACUAUCGCCUUGGCCAACAGCUACGAUAUGCUUUUGUAUGGAAUGAUCAUUCAAGGAAUCAGUUUAGGAAUGGGCUUCUCCACGAGCACUUACAUAUCAGAAAUCGGAUCAGCAACCUACAGAGGAGCACUGUUUGGAGGGCUGGCAGUAUUUUACAGUUCAGGGGCGAUGUUAUGCAACAUACUAAUGUAUUUCAUUGCAUGGAACCUCGUAGCUUGGAUCUAUGUUGGAUUAUCCGUAUUCGGCAUGUUUUCCACUCUACUCCUACUCGAAUCUCCAAUAUGGCUUUAUAAUAAAGGAAGAAAAGAGGAUGCUAUCCGAGCACUGUGUUCACUUCGAGCCACAAAUAUCGACGGAGUCAAAAAUGAAAUAGGAGAUAUGGAAAAGAACAACGUCGGUAAACCAAAAGCAUCAUUUGUUGGCACCAUGAAGAAUGUUCUGAAAGCUUGGAAACCGUUCCUGAUGGCUAUAAGUUUACAACUACUGAUGCAGCUGACAGGUUAUACUGCACUAUUUGGUUACCCAAUUUUAAUCUUUGAUCGAUUAAGAUUACCUUUGAAUAGCUCGAGGUUCACCCUCAUGUAUGCGAUCGCUGGUGGCAUAGGUGCUGUGUGUGCGCCUUUUCUUAUGUUGAAGUUGAAUCGUAGAACCCAUUUAUCGUCCAGUGCAGCUGUCAUGGCUGUGUGUACUAUUGCAGUGGGCGUCUAUGAAGAAAUUUUUUACCAAAGUGACGAUAAACCGUUGUCUUUCAUUGUGCCCGUGGCGUUUUAUAUAUUCUCAUUUUCUUGUAAUGGGGGAGUAUUGCUUAUCGCGUAUACGGUGGGCACCGAAUUGUAUCCGAGUGAAGUCAAAGGUGUCAUUAAUGGAAUUUUUGGUGCGGUGUAUUACAUCACAUGGUCUGUUAUUCUGAAAGUGUAUCCUGCUUUACUGAACGCUGUGCAUAUAAAAAUCAUAAUAUGGUGCUAUACGGGGUGCUGUUUGGCAAUAAUACUGUUCAGUACUUUUAUUUUACCCGAAACCAAAGGUAAAACUUUGAACGAGGUGCAGGAGCAGUAUUUUCAAAAAAAGAAGAAGAAAUGUGGAGAUAAAAUGCACGCAGUGAUGGAGUAGAGUAAGUUCAAAAUUGAUAGGUAGUCCUAGUAUUUCAGGUUGACUCGAUGGAAUAGGUGAUUCAGUAAAGGGUAUCCCCUCAGUUAUUGGGGAAAAACAUGUUUGACCAUGGGAGCGCGUAGUUUGUCAAAAAAAUGAGCACAAUAUCUUGUCAAAAAACAGUUUGUCUGACCUCAAAAUCGAAAUGAGUUACGAACAGAUACCUAAGUAAUAAGUAUUACCAUUUGAAAAAUAUUAAAUAAUAUGAUGAGUUCGCAAA